GUGCGUGGGUGUGUAGGAAACAGGUUAACCGGGAUAUUUAAGAGCAGGUGCAGGUUUCUGAGCUGUGCCAUCUGAGAAGAAGAUGACGAAAAUGAUCCAUGUACUCAGUGUAGCACUUUCCAUCACUCUUCUGAUAAGAGGAUGUGAUGCACAACUGGAUGUGUGCGGCAGAGCUCCUCUCAACACGAGGAUAGUUGGAGGGCAGAGUGCGGCGGCUGGUGCUUGGCCGUGGCAGGUCAGCCUUCAAAGGAACGGCGGUCAUUUCUGCGGUGGAUCCCUCAUCAACAGCGAAUGGGUUCUGACUGCAGCUCACUGCUUUUCAAGCACUACACCCGCUGGCCUGACUGUGUACCUGGGCCGACAGACACAGUCAGGAACAAAUACAAACGAAGUGUCCAGGACUGUGUCUGCAGUCAUAAAGCAUUUAGGCUACGAUGGCAGCACUAAUGACAACGACAUCACUCUUCUGCAUCUGUCUUCACCGGUGACAUUUACUGACUACAUCAGACCAGUCUGUCUGGCUUCAUCAAGCAGUACGUUCUUCAACCGAACUGCGAGCUGGGUCACCGGAUGGGGAAACAUUGGAUCAGGUGUUGCGCUGCCCUCGCCGCAAACUCUACAGGAAGUACAAGUGCCUGUUGUUGGAAACAGGCAGUGUAAGUGUCUUUAUGGAGUCUCAAAAAUCACAGACAACAUGAUAUGUGCCGGACUAUUAGAAGGAGGGAAAGACUCUUGCCAGGGUGACUCUGGCGGUCCUAUGGUCAGCAAGCUGGGCUCCCUCUGGGUCCAGUCUGGAAUCGUGAGCUUUGGCGAAGGCUGUGCUUUAGCUAACUAUCCUGGUGUGUAUACCCGAGUGUCUAAUUACCAGAGCUGGAUAAAUAACCAGAUCACCACCAGCCAGCCAGGCUUUGUUACGUUUACUUCCAAUGGUACUGACGGUGACCUGGCAAUUAGCUGUAAUGGUGUGCCUGCCAUUACCACAACCACUGUCGCCACCACAACAACAACUACAACUGUCGCACCUGUAGUGUGUGGAAGCGCCAAACUGAACACCCGUAUUGGAGGAAACAGCUCCCUCACCUCUUCCGUUGUUUGGCCGUGGAUGGCCAGCUUGCAGUUUAACGGCAGUCACGUUUGUGGAGGAUCGCUGAUUGCCGCACGCUUUGUCAUGAGCUCUGCCAGCUGCUUUAACAGAUCCACCAAAGCCUCUGACUGGACCGUCAUCUUGGGCCGUCUGAAUCAGAACGGCUCCAACCCUAAUGAGGUCUCUAUUAAAGUGGCCAAUCUCACAAUCAGCAAUGGUACAGGCGACAACAUUGCAGUCUUGCAGCUGGCCGUUGCACCAAACCUCACAAAUUUCAUUCAGCCUAUAUGUGUGGACAUGGGAGACAAUACCUUCAGCGCUAACACUCAAUGCUGGGCGGCAGGAUGGGGCUCCGGAGCAGGAGGAGUGAGUCAAACUCUUCAGGAGUACCAGACCUCUGUUGUGAGUUGUGGAAACUCAUCCUCAAACAGCAAUAUUUGUACAAGUUCCUUGAACUUACAGGAGGGCGAUCAGGGUGGUGCGCUGAUGUGUAAGCUGGGUCAGUCGUGGAUCCACGCUGCAGUCUUGACUGUACAGAGCAGCAGCAUCCAGACCAGCAUUUCAAACAGCAGCAGCUCUAACACAAGCUCCAGCAACAGCACCGCUUCCCGCACCGUCCGCGCUCAAGAUGUCCAGGUCUUCACCAAAACCUCCAACUACGCCUCAUUCCUGACAUCUGUUGUGGGCUCCUUCCCUGGAAAAGCCACAAACGCCACAAAUUCAACGACAAGCGUAGCAGGAAUCAACAACUCAACCCAGGGUCCCUCUAAUGGGGCCCAAACGGCUUCUUCCUUCUGUUUCACCGUUUCAGUCCUCUUGCCUGCCCUUACAGCUCUUAAAAUCUUUCAUUAAGGCUGAGUCUUUGGAGUAGAUUUAUUCAUUAUGAAUGGGUAUGUAAGUAUUCCGACACGUAAUAGAUGCCUUCAGUGUGCUUCCUAUGUGCUAUAACAUAAUCAUAAAACAUAAACAUUUUUUGUGGCACACAUCAUUUAUUUUUACUGUAUAAAUGUGAACUCUUAAGUUCUCUUAUUGUUAUUUCAGACCAUGAAGCUGCUGCCUGUUGUUUUUACACUGUACAACUAGUAACAAGUGCAUAGCUUAUACUUAUAUUUAAACAGUAGCAGAAGGUUGGCACUUUACUGAAACUUCCUGUUUGAGUGGAUUCAGUUCUAAUACUGACUACACUGUAGCUUAACUAACAAGUACCUCAAGCUGUACCACAUUUAGGACAUUACUGUAAAUUGAAUAUAUUGUAGAGAGAAUAUAUACAUCCACACAAUUUUUAGAAAAGUGUUUCAUAAUAUGAAAAUAAUAUGAAACUUUUAUCCCUCCUCUAUUAUAUUUUUAAUGAAAAGUUGCUAUCCUAUGAUUUCUUACGAAUGAAGAAACUCUUUUCAACACACCGUUUUUACACUGUGAAAUGUAAAUGUAUAUUUUGUUCUAAAAAUUAUUAUUAAAAUUCCAAAUAGUG
Messenger RNA from Puntigrus tetrazona (Sumatra barb), 2555 nucleotides. RefSeq lists its product as uncharacterized. Gene Ontology annotation, molecular function: serine-type endopeptidase activity. Gene Ontology annotation, biological process: proteolysis. The transcript has 10 exons. Lineage: Eukaryota; Metazoa; Chordata; Actinopteri; Cypriniformes; Cyprinidae. The coding region runs from base 83 to 1936 and encodes 617 amino acids. The record is from RefSeq and is a predicted model, not a curated record.